UCCCGCCAUCUUGUGCCCGCCUGAGGGACCUCAAGAAAGCAGGGAGUGGGAAUUUUUUUUUAACUUUUUUCCCUGAGCCAUGGCUGUGGUGCCGCGGGAGAGCUUCCAAAGGACGAGAGAAGGCGAUCCUUCCCCUCACAGAGUGUGUGGGCACUUGCCAACAUUUUAUUAAACACGUUCUCUUCCCGUGGCCCCUCCCGCCAUCUUGUGCCCGCCCACACGAGUUCGCGCCCCUCACGCCGCCGUUGCCCCGCAACGCCCAAGCGGCCGCGGUGAAUCCGCGGUGCCGGCGGGGCCGAGGCGAAUCCGCGGUACCGGCGGGGCUGAAAUCCCCGGUACCGGCGGGGCUGAAAUCCCCGGUACCGGCGGGGCCGAGGCGAAUCCGCGGUACCGGCGGGGCUGAAAUCCCCAGUACCGGCGGGGCUGAAAUCCCCGGUGCCGGCGGGACUGAGGCGAAUCCCCGGUGCCGGCAGGGCUGAGGCGAAUCCCCGGUACCGGCGGGGCUGAAAUCCCCGGUACCGGCCCGAUGGAGCCCACCAACUUCAUAGCGCGGGACAAUAUCUGGAAAAACCAUAUUGAAAAGGAGGAAGAUGCUGCAAAAACAUGGGCUGAAAAAUGGGGAUUUUUUAAAACACCUCUUGAGAAGUUGAUUGGAGAGGAAAAGAAAAAAGAUGCAAAGCCCAAGCUACAGCUUCCAGAUCACCUGCAGAUUCGACCUGUGACACCUGUGGAAAAAUACAUUAAGGUGCUUCCAUCUCCUCCAAUACCUAAAACUACCCAGGGGUUUAUUGGCUGGAGAUCAGCUGUUCCAGAACUGGCACUUGAGGACAAUUAUCAAAUGCAAAGCUGCAAAGGAGCUGUCGGUAGUAAGAAGUGACCAUGUGAGCCCUCUGAGUGACAUUAUUAAAUGAAAAGGCACAAAGAUCCAUCUGCAUUCCUGAGGAAAUAUCCUGUAGUGAGCUGUUGAACAUUUCUCCUAUUUAUGUGAAAAUCCACAAUCAUUUUAGGAAAGUGUGAACAUUUUCAUUUUACUUAAUUGAAUCUACAGCAUCCAAGCUGUUAACUCUGCUUCAGAGAUUCUGCUUGUAACUUAGAAAUAACAAUAAAUAAACUCAGGUAAAGAUCACAUAGCACAUACUAUUUCUAAUAGCAGUAAUAAGACUAUCAUUUAAAAAUAUUCAUUGGAAGUUGGAAUGACUGCAAAUUUUUAUAAUUGUUUCUCCAUGAGAACCUCUACUCAUAAAAUACUCAUAUAAUACACUGGGUUUUGUGUUUGGUGUGCUUUGCAGGUGUUUAGUAGUAGUGUAGUAGUAGUGUAGUAGUAGUGUAGUACAUAAGUAACUACAUAAGGAUGGAGAUUUUAUUAUCAUCAUUUUCAGAGCCAUAAGGCUCCCCAUACACGCAGUAGUUCCCAGUAAAGAAAUAAAGCACACAAAGGCCACACAGUGACAAAAAGUCGCUUUGAAAAAUCCGUUUUAGUAUCAAAACAGAGUUUUUCUUUAGUUGAUCAGUAUGUAAGUGAGUACAAAGGAUUUCUAUCACUUCAGUUUUGUGUGUACCAAUAUCUGCAGCAGCCAGGGGGAGAUUUCAGAGCCAGCAGUGAUUGCACUGGCACUGGGGUGGCUCCCCUCGUGCCCUGGAGUUCUCUUGCACUUCAUUGUUCACUGAAGAUUUCCCAGGAUUGCUGCAAACUCCAGAGACUCACUGAGCUGCAGCAACUGUUUGCAUGAUAUCAUUCUAACUGACCAAGGUGUUCAAACAAAAAAGAGCUCCAAGAAAUCAGCACAGGCAGCUCCCUCUAACUCCUUAUCACUUAGAGGGGAAAGGUUUUCCUCUUUAACCCUGCUGCAGGAUCUCCUUUGUGUUCUGCAGCCAUCAACAGCUACUGCUUGAGUCAGCACUAAGCCCUUGGCUUUCACAGCACUAAGGCAGCAGCCAGUGUUUGUUCUUCCCUUCUUCCCAAGAAAUGACUCACAAUCAUCAACAUCCCACCUUUUUUUUUACAUCCACUUCCAAAUGCCCACAAAAUAAUAAUAUUUUACUUUUUCCCAUAUUCUUUACAAAUAAUGGAGAAGUGAGUCAUAUCCUUUGGAAAGAUUACCCAAGAAGAACACAUAGCAGGAGUAACUUCAGACACUUUACUUGAAAACCAGAAUAAAGAAUGACUUGGAAUCAGACUCUGGAAAUUGAAGUUAAAUUGUAGUUUAGCUACUAACCAUAACCUGUGUACACUGUUCUUUGGACAACCAAGAUAACUGUAAAAAAAUACUUAAAUCCAGUGUGCUUUCUUGUCAUUGCCAGGUUUGUAUGUCUUGCUUAUUUUAAUCAUGUGGUAUGUGGUUCUUCAGUUUAUUUUAAGUUCAUAAGAUCUUACUCUUGUCUGACUUAUAUAAACAGGUAUAAUAAUGAUUAAUAUGUCAUUUAGUAGCAAUUAAAUCACUUUAAUUCAGGCCAGAUAAAAGGGGGACUUCACUGGCUUUUGGAGAGUUAUAUUAAAGAAUCAAAGCUGCCACCAAAUACCCAGUGUUUAUAUGAAAUGAAAUCCAAAUCCAGAUGAGCCAUGGUUUGAUUUUGAAAAGCAAAAUAAAUUCAUUGUCUAGUAUCUACA
This is a messenger RNA of Prinia subflava (tawny-flanked prinia), 2608 nucleotides long. RefSeq names its product ciliary microtubule inner protein 1 (gene CIMIP1). The coding region runs from base 527 to 877 and encodes 116 amino acids. Lineage: Eukaryota; Metazoa; Chordata; Aves; Passeriformes; Cisticolidae. The transcript has 4 exons. The record is from RefSeq and is a predicted model, not a curated record.